GCCCGCGACAACCGGACUGAUCUGAUAAACAAUUAGUAGUAUAUCUUUCGUAGUCUGUUGUUGUCGUGUAAAAUAACAAAAUGUAUCGCGGUGUGGUGCGGUUUUUGUUUCGUUCUCUUGUUUAAAUAAGUGCAUUUUAGUGCAGUGUAUUUAGACGAAAUGUUACGUAUAAACAGUAGACUUUUUAUUUUGUUCGGAAAACAGAAGGACUUCUUAAAAUCUGUUUAAAUACGAGAGGAAAAAUAGUGAGGAUGAAGUAGCAAAAUUCAAAGAUGGUCCGCCGGGAGGCGUGACAGGAAUCAAAUCGUCUCCUGAAGUCACGAUAUGGGACUCAUUCCGAGAUUUUUGCCACUUUUGGCAAUAUUAACGCAUUAUAAAAUCAACUGUGAACAGGUUGUCCUUUUGGAUACUACGAGCGAAGAAAAAUUAGAAUGGACUCGGUUUCCAUACGGACCACAAGCCACGACGCCUGGUUGGGUGGAAGAGUCGUUUACGGACUUUGUGAAAGGGAUAAACUGGCGUUCGUACGUCGUGUGCGACGUCGCCUAUGAUAAUGUAAACAAUUGGUUGUGGACGCCGUUCAUAGACCGGGGCGUCGCCAAUCGCAUAUAUAUCGAAAUCAAGUUUACCAUCAGGGACUGCAGUCUGUUUCCAGGCAACGCGCUCUCGUGCAAGGAAACUUUUAGCUUACUUUAUUACGAAUUCGAUGCCGCUACAAGGGAGCCACCCCCUUGGGAGACCGAUAGUUACAAAUUAGUAGCCCGUAUCGCAGCUGGCGAGGGCCGUUUUAAUUCCAAUAGCGAGGUUAACAUCAAUUCCGAAGUUAGAAGCAUCCCCGUAACGAAAAAGGGAGUGUAUAUCGCUUUCAUGGACCAAGGAGCUUGCAUAUCGCUCUUAGCAAUUAAGAUUUAUUACAUAACAUGUCCAGAGACCACGAUAAAUUUCGCCCAUUUCAACGCCACCCCCACCGGCAAGGAAGCCACAGUGAUAGUGUUGGCGAAGGGGGUGUGCGUAAAAAAUGCAGAAGUGGACGACAUUGCCCCCUCGUACGUGUGCAAGGGGGACGGAAAAUGGUCUUUGCCCACCGGCGGAUGCAAAUGCAAAGCGGGAUUUCAGCCCGACGUCGAAAAACAAGCCUGCAACAUUUGUCCGAUCGGAAAAUACAAAGAUAAAGCGGGCGACGGGGAGUGCAAAUCCUGUCCGGAAUAUUCCAAAGCAAUCAAGAACGGUUCCGUCGAGUGUAAAUGCAACGAUGGGUAUUUCAGGGCACCUAAAGACCCCAAAGAUAUGCCGUGUACACAGCCCCCGUCAGCGCCGCAAAAUUUGACUCUAAAUUUCGUCGACCAGUCUAUGGUCACGUUAAGUUGGAGUCCGCCCCAAUAUCUGGGGGGCAGGACUGAUAUCUAUUACAGGAUCAAGUGCGACGCGUGUAGUUCAGGCGCCGUCCAAUACAUUCCCAGUGCUGAAAUUUUCAACGAUACCAGGGUAACAAUCAGCGGACUGAACGCUCUGACUUCGUACGGGUUCCAAGUGUACGCAGAGAACGGCGUUUCUCACUUGAGUUCCGCGAAAACCCCGCCGAAAUUCGCGAACAUCGUCGUCACCACGGAAGCGUCCGUGGCCAACAGUAUACCGAACGUCCGCGUAACUUCCGUGAAAAGUACCGAGAUCGGUCUCGCGUGGGACGCGCCUUCUUUCGACGGAAACGACCACGAACCGGUGGAACUGUACGAGGUCCGUUAUUCGGCCAGAGGCGACGCGGAUUACAGCAACGUUUCGUCCAUUUAUACAUCGGAACAAUCGACAACCAUCACGGGUCUACAACAACGAACAGAGUAUGGUAUUCAAGUCCGAGCCAAAAGCCACAAGGGAUGGGGUAACUAUUCUCCCGUCAUCCUGAAAACCACCGGUCAAGUUUUGAACACAGCCUACAUAGGGGACGAAGAGGGGCUUCAUCUGAGGUUCAUGGCCGGCGGUAUUGUGGUCAUCGUGGUCAUCUUGGUCGCCGUGAUCGUUUUGACGGUGGUCUUCUUGCGUUCGAGGGCUAACGAUGAGUGCAACAAGAAACAGCCGAGCGACUGUGAUACAUUAGAAUAUAGAAACGGCGAAGUGCACCAUAGCCUGGAUAACCCCCCUAUCGUUACAACGCAUACCAAUGUGACCACGCCACUGUUCGCGCCUAUCGGGGGUGCGUCCCGGACCUACAUCGACCCCCACACUUAUGAAGACCCCAACCAAGCCGUCCGCGAAUUCGCCAGAGAAAUUGACGCAAGUUGUAUCACAAUCGAAGCCAUUAUUGGGGGUGGCGAGUUUGGGGACGUUUGCAAGGGCAAACUCAAAAUCAGCAGCAAUAACGAAAUAGACGUAGCAAUAAAAACACUAAAAGCCGGUUCGCAUGAGAAAGCCAGAAACGAUUUCCUGACCGAGGCGUCCAUCAUGGGUCAGUUCGAACACCCCAACGUCAUUUUCCUCCAGGGCGUUGUCACGAAGUCGAAUCCCGUCAUGAUCAUCACCGAGUAUAUGGAGAACGGAUCUCUGGACACAUUCCUGAGGGCCAACGAUGGUAAAUUCCAAGUGCUCCAGUUGGUGGGGAUGUUGAGGGGCAUAGCGUCCGGGAUGCAGUAUCUGAGCGAGAUGAACUACGUCCACAGGGACCUGGCCGCCAGGAACGUUUUAGUUAACUCUCAACUAGUUUGUAAGAUAGCGGACUUCGGCCUAAGUAGAGAAAUUGAAAGCGCAACGGAAGGAGCCUACACGACAAGGGGCGGCAAGAUUCCGGUAAGGUGGACGGCACCGGAAGCGAUAGCCUUCCGGAAAUUCACCUCCGCCAGCGACGUGUGGUCCAUGGGAAUCGUCUGUUGGGAGGUGAUGUCCUACGGCGAGAGACCCUACUGGAACUGGUCGAACCAGGACGUCAUAAAAAGCAUAGAGAAGGGAUACAGGUUGCCUGCACCUAUGGACUGCCCCGAAGCAAUAUACCAGUUGAUGCUGGAUUGUUGGCAGAAGGAAAGGACCCACAGGCCUUCCUUCCAGUCGAUCGUGAAAACGUUAGACAAACUUAUAAGAGUCCCCGAUACGUUGAGAAAAAUCGCCCAGAACCGACGCCAGCCGCCGCUUAAUCCCUAUUUUUGGCCCAAUUCAAAACUAGUUAACGAAAUGCAAGACGUGUCUCUCGCCCAGUUGCCCCCCUCUAGUAUUUUUCCAAAUCAAAAUUACGGCGAUUUUCCGACGUUCGGGACAUUUUUCGUGCCGUUAGAGCCGGUUGCACGUCCCGAUUUUCGACCGUCGUCGGGGGGCAGUUUGUUGCAAUUAUGCCCCCCCAUAUACACCACCAGUAGCAGUUCGAAUUUUUUGAAUAAUUUCACUACUAACAUUUGCGAUGAUCAGUCGUCGUCCGGUACGAGAAAUUGGUUGGAAAAUAAUUUAAAUAACGGUGGUGGUUUUAAGUUCGACAAUUUUCGAUUUUCGGACAUGUCGCGCGAAGAAAAUAACGAGGACCUCGUCGGGGGUGGCAACGGCGAAUGGGGGCGGGAGACAGGGGGCCAAGAAGACACAGUCACAAGCCAGUGGUCGUCAACAGACACUGAGAAUUGUGCAAAGACUGGGGCGUGGGUCAAUUUUAACAACUUGUCGAACAACCCCCUUGCUGCAGACGCCCCCGACCUGACCAACUUCACAUCGGUGGAGGAGUGGCUGAACUCGAUCAAAAUGACGAGGUACGUGGACAACUUCCACACGGGAGGCAUCAACACCAUGGAAGCGGUGGUGAACCUGACGGUCAAAGAUCUGACCGAGUUGGGCAUCACCCUCGUAGGUCACCAGAAGAAGAUCAUGAACAGCGUCCAGAGUAUACGAGCCCAGAUUCGGGUCAACGGUCCUGAAGGGUUCCUAGUCUAAAACGACGCAAAACAGACAUCAAAGGUAAGCCGUCAGUAAUCGUCGGAAAUGGGAAGUUUCAUUUCGUUUGUUCUGUUCUUCUUCUUGUUAUUGUUUGUUGUUUUGUGUGUGUGGACCGGAACCGUGAAAGAACACUCAUCAGUAGAUAAUACAUAAUAAUUUUUCUCCGUCUUAAUUGAUUUCGGCAGCUUUUUAACUAAUUAUUUUUUUUUGUUUGUUUUAUAAUUACGACAUUUUAUUCGUGAUUCAUGAUAAAGAGAUCAGAACGAAAGAAAAUCUGUCCGUGUGUUUUUUUUCUUGUUCUUUCGAUUUCAUAAGGGCUAUCGUGCUACUACGUAUCGUAUGACGUGCGCAGGGUCUCGUUGUGAUCUCCUUUUUAUUUUGUUUUUUCCAAAUUUGUGUUCUUUUUUUUCCACGUCUCUAUUAUUCACAAAUAGCGUCAGGACUAUAGGGGAGAUGCCGAGUACCUGCGCGCUCAUACCAAGUAAAGACUGCACUUUUGUUACACAGAUAUCGUCUAUCACAUAUUUUUAACGAAAUAAUACAUAAUUAAUUAAUAAAAAAUAAAAAGAAAUGAAAAGUAAUAAGCAAGCUUAUAUACGAUUUGUUAUAAUCUGAGAUUUAUAAUGUGAUUUUUACUGUACGUACGUAAGUAAGGGUUAGUUUUUAAGUAUUUAUGAGAAACGCGAUUUAGGGAUUAAUUAGACGUGUGCUAUCGUCUCCCACACCCCUUCAAUCCUUCUUUCUAUAAUCAUUUUCUCUUUCAUUUAUCAUCGUCAUUUCGAACUAACUAACAGCGAGUGCAGAAUAGCAAAAGAUUUUUACGCGUUUUUUGUUGCUUUUUUUGAAAAUUAUUAAUAUAAUGAUAUGAUAGGAAGAAAGGCCUGCCAUUUUUCGGGAGGGCGUAAAAUGAGAACGAAGAAAGUUCGACAUUAGAAUUUGUUGUAUGCUGAUAAACGUAAUUGAAAAUAAUUUCUCCUUUUGGCUAUGUAAAAUCAGUGAACAAUCUUCGGUCUCCAAUUUACGUACUCCCCUUGAUAACAGUUUGUCGUCCUCCAACUCCAUGUAAUUUGUAGGAAAUAAAAAGUCGUCUGAACACCAAUAAUAAAAUUAUUAAUUAUGUAAAAUACCUUGUAGUAAAUGUAUGUCGUAUUUUUCUCAAUUCUUUUUAAGUUCAAAUAUCAAAUUACAAAUCUAAUAAUUCCUUUUUCUAUCUCAAAAGCAAAGUGACCGUUCAACUAGUUCAUAGAAACCUAAUUUCGAUUUGAUUUAAUUAGUUAAAAAAGAGUAUCUUACGAGAAAAAUGUCCAAGGCUGUUUGUCACAUAUUUAUUCUAAAAGUAAGAUUUUUAAGAAUAGCAAUAAUAAACGUUGGUCCCCAAUUUUAAGUGUGUCUGAAGUGUACAAUCGGUAUAAAUUCACUAGGAUGUAACACAUUGUAAAUGUACUUAACUUUAAUGCUCAAGCCUAAUAAUGUUUGUUUUUUUUUUUUUUUUAUAUUGUGUUGAUUAUAAUAUAUAACUUAACUUGUUUUUUUUCUACUUAAUUAUGUGUUACGACUGAUAUAAUUUAAACGAAACAUUUUUUAGAUCGAUUUCACAGUAAUUUCUUAGCCAUUUUCUAUUUAUACAUUAUUAUACCUAAACAUGUACGUUUUUUAUACAUUCCAUGCAACAUUGCCCGUAGAGAAGUGUUCGUUUAAUUAUAAAUUAAUACAAAUGCAAAACAAAACGUAUUAUAAUAUAAUAAUUAAUUUAGUUUUCAAUUGACAAACACUUCUCUCCUCAAACUUUGACUUGCCUAACUGUAUAUGAUUAAUAUUGAUCCCAAACGAAAACUGAACGUUUGGAACGAUAAAAUUUAUACGAUUUUAAAUGAACAUUCAGCUUUCGAUUGGGUUUUGCUAAUUUUUUAAACUUCCGCAUAAUGUCAGUGUAAAGAUGUAAUAUAUUUGUAAAGAAAAGUAUUAAUUAUUCAUUAAAACAGUAGUUAAUGUGUCUCGUUUAUUUUCCCUACACGUGCGACGAGAGAGAGAGAGAGAGAGAGAGGGUAGAAGAAUUACAUACGAACCGAUUCACCCCCCCAUCGUGGGGGUCGAUCGAAAGACAGACAUCAAUAGUUCGUAGACGAAGUUGAACCUCAACUAUCAGAACCCAGUCCAAUUACUCCAAAGUCAUCAAGGAAAU
Agrilus planipennis (emerald ash borer) is the source of this 6082-nucleotide messenger RNA. It is a transcript of the gene Eph, whose product is annotated as ephrin type-B receptor 1-B. NCBI's taxonomy places the organism in Eukaryota, Metazoa, Arthropoda, Insecta, Coleoptera, Buprestidae. Gene Ontology annotation, molecular function: ATP binding; protein binding; transmembrane-ephrin receptor activity. Gene Ontology annotation, cellular component: neuron projection; plasma membrane. Bases 325 to 3897 code for a protein of 1190 amino acids. Gene Ontology annotation, biological process: axon guidance; protein phosphorylation; cell surface receptor protein tyrosine kinase signaling pathway. The transcript has 20 exons. The record is from RefSeq and is a predicted model, not a curated record.